AUGGCGUUGCUACAGGCCUGCCACACCUCCAAGCAGGGCAUCUGGUCAACUCUGCAAAAAAGUGAAGCUUGGAAAUUCAACCGAAAGACUCAAGAGCUGCUAUGCUCUCCUGAGGUGCUGCUUCGCUCUUCCUCCAGCAAAGGCCCCACAGCCAAUGCUGCUGAGGCUGAGCUGAGGGAGGCUUGGAGAAGCCUGCGGAAGGGCCCCACCAGAGCCCCGCAGAAUGGGCCGGCCCCUCAGCUCCCGGUGGGCUUGCCGGCCUGCCUGGAGGGAGGAGGCUCCCUCUGCAGUUUACCAUCAGGGCGUGCCCACGGCCUGGCAGGGAGGUUCCCAGGCAAACAGACCCCCGGGCCCCAGAAGCCUCCAAGUCCCAAGGACGCUCGCAUCACCCACUCCUCGGGCCAGAGCUUCCAGCAGCUGAGGCAGCAGUGCUUGCAGAAGGGCGUGCUGUUCGAGGAUGCCGACUUCCCGGCCAACAGCUCCUCUCUCUUCUACAGCAAGAAGCCCCAGAUCCCCUUCGUGUGGAAACGGCCAGGGGAAAUAGUGAAAAGCCCAGAAUUCAUUCUUGGAGGGGCCACCAGGACUGAUAUCUGCCAGGGGGAGCUUGGCGACUGCUGGCUGUUAGCGGCCAUUGCCUCCCUGACGCUUAACAAGAAAGCACUGGUGAGAGUGGUCCCCCACGACCAGAACUUUGGCUCUGAUUAUGCUGGGAUCUUCCAUUUCCAGUUCUGGCAACACAGCGAGUGGCUGGACGUGGUGAUUGAUGACCGGCUGCCCACCUUCAGGGACCGCUUGAUCUUCCUCCACUCAGCGGACCACAAUGAGUUCUGGAGCGCCCUGCUGGAGAAAGCCUAUGCCAAGUUAAAUGGGAGCUAUGAGGCUCUGAAGGGGGGCAGCACCAUCGAGGCCAUGGAAGACUUCACUGGGGGUGUAGCUGAGACCUUCACAACCAAAGAGGCGCCAGAGAACUUCUAUGAGAUUCUAGAGAAGGCCCUGAAGUGGGGCUCCCUGGUGGGCUGCUCCAUCCAUGUCGGAAAUACUGCAGAGUCUGAAGCCCGGACGCCUUCUGGUCUCAUUAAGGGCCAUGCCUACACCGUGACGGGAAUUGAUCAGGUAAACUUCCAAGGCCGGAAAACCGAAAUGAUCAGAGUCCGGAACCCUUGGGGCCAUGUUGAGUGGAACGGGUCCUGGAGCGACAGCUCUUCCGAGUGGCGUUCGGUCAGCCUCGCUGAGCAGAAGCGCCUGUGUCACACCGCUCUGGACGACGGAGAAUUCUGGAUGGCAUUUGCAGACUUCAAGGCCCAUUUCGACAAAGUGGAGGUCUGCAACCUAACUCCUGACGCCCUAGAGGAGGGCGCCCUUCACAGAUGGGAAGUGGCAGUCCACCACGGAAGCUGGGUGCGGGGCUCCACGGCUGGAGGCUGCCGCAAUUUCCUGGAUACCUUUUGGACCAACCCACAAAUAAAAUUGUCCUUGACUGAGAAAGAUGAGGGGCAGGAGGAGUGUAAUUUCCUUGUAGCCCUGAUGCAGAAAGAUCGAAGGAAACUUAAGAAGUUUGGAGCUGAGGUGUUGACCAUCGGCUAUGCUAUUUACCAGUGCCCCGGCAAAGACCAGCACCUGAACAAAGACUUCUUCAGAUACCACACAUCCCAGGCCAAAAGCAAAACCUUCAUCAACCUGAGAGAAGUGUCUGAGCGGUUCAAGCUGCCCCCUGGGGAGUACAUCUUGAUUCCCAGCACUUUUGAGCCCCAUCAGGAAGCAGAUUUCUGCCUGAGGAUCUUUUCAGAGAAGAAGGCCAUUACCUGGGACAUGGAUGGAAAUAUAGACAUUGACCUUCCAGAGCCUCAGAAGCCAACUCCACCUGCCCAGGAGACAGAGGAGGAACAGCAGUUCCGGGCCCUGUUUGAACGCGUGGCUGGUGAGGACAUGGCGGUAACCGCAGAAGAACUGCAAUGUAUUUUAAAUGCUGAGAUGCAGGCGAAAAAGAACAUUCAGUUUAAGAAGCUAAGUCUGAUUUCCUGUAAAAACAUCAUUUCUCUAAUGGACACCAGCUGCAACGGGAAGCUGGAAUUUGAUGAAUUCAAAGUACUCUGGGACAAACUGAAGAAGUGGAUCGACCUUUUCCUUCAGUUCGACGCUGAUAAAUCCGGCACCAUGUCCUCCUACGAGCUGCGGAUCGCCCUGAAAGCCGCAGGCUUCCAACUGAACAGCCGCCUCCUGCAGCUCACCGUCCUCAGGUACACAGACGAGACGCUCCAGCUGGGCUUCGACGACUUCCUCAACUGCUUGGUGCGCCUGGAGAACGCCAGCCGGGUGUUCCAGGCUCUCAGUAUGAAGGACAAAGAGUCCAUGCAUCUCAACAUCAAUGAGGUAUGUCCAAAUCAGACCUUUGCUCAGGGAUCCAGCCAGGGCUAG
Messenger RNA from Condylura cristata (star-nosed mole), 2415 nucleotides. RefSeq names its product calpain 9 (gene CAPN9). Gene Ontology annotation, biological process: proteolysis. Gene Ontology annotation, cellular component: cytoplasm. The record is from RefSeq and is a predicted model, not a curated record. The transcript is spliced from 22 exons. Gene Ontology annotation, molecular function: calcium-dependent cysteine-type endopeptidase activity; calcium ion binding. NCBI's taxonomy places the organism in Eukaryota, Metazoa, Chordata, Mammalia, Eulipotyphla, Talpidae. Bases 1 to 2415 code for a protein of 804 amino acids.